Messenger RNA from Pocillopora damicornis (cauliflower coral), 2133 nucleotides. RefSeq lists its product as uncharacterized. Gene Ontology annotation, biological process: rescue of stalled cytosolic ribosome; protein ubiquitination. Gene Ontology annotation, molecular function: ubiquitin protein ligase activity; ribosome binding. The record is from RefSeq and is a predicted model, not a curated record. Lineage: Eukaryota; Metazoa; Cnidaria; Anthozoa; Scleractinia; Pocilloporidae.
GGCCAUUUUUACCACGUUUGGACCGUCAUCAAAAGAGCUUGAAUUCUGUAACUUUUAUCUUUGUGUCUCGGCUGAAAACGAACGGAAGAUGAGUUCUAAAGUCGUUCGAAGAGAUUCCUUAAAUGUUUGUGUUGUUUGUUGCGAGGAUAUUGAGUUUUUCGCCAUUGGAGUGUGUGACCAUUGUGUUUGCUACAAGUGUUGUGUUCGAAUGCGUGUACUCGGGAAGGAAAUUUACUGCCCAGUGUGCCGAACAGAACUGAAGCAGGUAUUCAUAACUAAACACAUGACCAGUUAUGCAAAACUGGCUGGUAGAGGAGGUUCCUUUGUGAAUGAUAAACGACACAACAUUCAUUACCAACAUAAAGGCAUCCAAGACAAAGUUAAGGAACUCUUGGAACAUCGCUGUCAGUUCUGCCCAAGCCGCCAGCCAGAGAGAUCAUUUGGCCGUCUCCGUGAUCACAUGAAGCGGGAACACGAAAUGUUCUAUUGUGAUCUUUGUGUGGAAAAUUUGCAAAAGUUCAGCUUUGAACUGAAAGCCUACUCUCGUUCUGACCUGGCACGACACCGCAGAGUUGGUGACUCUGAUGACAAAUCCCACAAGGGACACCCUCGUUGUGAAUUUUGUGAUCAGCGUUAUCUUGACAAUGACGAGCUUCACAAGCACCUGCGUAAGGAUCAUUUUUGGUGUCACUUCUGUGAACGGGAUGGAAGUCAGGACUACUAUCCUGAUUAUAAACAUCUACGAGAGCACUUUCGUGAUUUUCACUUUCUUUGUGAAGAAGACGAUUGUAUUCAUGAACAGUUUACUUCUGUCUUUCGAACAAAGGUUGAUUUUCAAGCACAUCGGGCAGCAAAGCACUCUGGAAAGUUGAGUAAAGCACAGGCUCGUCAGGCUCGUCAGUUAGAUGUUGAUAUAACCUUUGCUCCACGGCCAAGGCCUCAGACAAAUCAUGGUUCAGUUACUGCUGGAGAUUUUGUGGAAGUGAGAACUUCAGAACAAAGAAAGGGAAAAAGAGAAAAAGUAGGAAGAAGAGGAGACUUUUCAGGGCCAAACAGGAAAGAGGCCUUAGAGCUACAGACUGCCAUGGCUCUUUCUUUGAGUGAAUCCUCAGGGGACCCUUCACAGCUUCCCUCACCUUCAUCUAAGCCACAAGAACCUAAGAAGCACAAGCCAGAAGAAGAUGGAGCAGUUGGGGGGCAACCUGCUAAAGAAACAGAGGAAUUAGCUCAGUUCCCAGUUUUGCUAAAUUCUUUAGAGGUUACAAGUGCAGAUAAAGAGUCUAAGAAGAGUAAUAAACCCACGAAACCUCCUUUGUAUGCAUCUGUUUCUCAUCCGCCAUACUCAGUCAAUGACUUUCCCUCUCUAUCUGCUUCUGGUCAAAGAUCUGAACAAUCACCACCUGUACCUCCAGGAUUUGCUUCAGCAGCUCGUCAGCCUCCACCUUUAGCUAUAACACAGCAGACUUCUCGCGCUAAGCCCCCUCCUGGUUUUCAGACACCCUUUGAGGCAACUUCUAAGGAGAAGAUUAAAGAAAAUGUGGCACCAUUACAAGAAGCACCUGUUACUAAAACAGAGGUUAAGACAAACAGUAGUGUUCAAGAGAGAAAUCAAGCUUUAGUUGAAAAAAUAAGAGUCUUAUUAGGAUAUGAUAAGUCCAAAUUUGAAGAGUUCAAGGAAUUAUCUGGAAAGUUUCGCAAGAGCAUUUGUUCUGCUGAAGAAUACUAUGCUCAGUGUUAUGAAUUAUUCGAGUCUAACUUUUCUCAAGUUUUUGCAGAACUGGUAGAUUUAUUGCCUGAUCCUGAUAAACGAAAAGAACUGUUAGCUAUCCAUCAAGAUGCUAAAGUUAUAGCAAAGCAUCAAGAUGAAAAAAAUAAGAAUGGGAAGGUCAACAAAAAGCCACCCUUGCCUGGGGUUUGGCAAACUGGUGCCACUGCUUGGAAUGUGGAGACAAACAGGGGUGGUAUAUCUGAAAGAGAUUUUCCAGCAUUGCCUGCAGCAACCAAACCAUCUUAUCAGCGAAGGUAUAAAGCACCAAAGAGUGCUGCUGUCCUCAAAGAAGCAUGGAUCCGAGGAAAAUAAGUUCCUUUUUGACAGAAUCCUGAUACAUGUUAUUGUGUUUUUAGGGUAAUUUA